Molecule: messenger RNA, 1195 nt
Organism: Condylostylus longicornis
Lineage: Eukaryota; Metazoa; Arthropoda; Insecta; Diptera; Dolichopodidae
Gene: CSN5
Product: COP9 signalosome complex subunit 5
Exons: 3
Coding region: 107-1126 (339 amino acids)
Biological process (GO): protein deneddylation
Cellular component (GO): COP9 signalosome; cytoplasm
Molecular function (GO): protein binding; deNEDDylase activity; metallopeptidase activity
Source: RefSeq, a predicted model, not a curated record
CAUUAAUUGAGGAUUGUGAAAAAUUUUCGCUACUACUUUUUUAGUCCGGUUUUAAUAAACAUUCAUUUAGAUUUGAACAAAACUAAAUCUUAAUAAUAUAAUAAAAAUGGCUUCAACUUCUUCUGCAAGUCAAUCCGAAAUGGCUCAAAAAACUUGGGAGUUGGAGAAUAAUAUCAAAACUAUUCCAUCGUGUGAUGAGAUUUUUCGGUAUGAUAGUCAACAACAAAGGCAAAUCUUAGACGCUAAACCAUGGGAAAAAGAUCCACAUUACUUCAAAGAGAUAAAAAUUUCAGCAUUAUCUUUGCUUAAAAUGACUAUGCAUGCCAGAUCUGGUGGAACAUUGGAAGUAAUGGGUUUAUUAUUGGGAAAAGUAGAGGAUAAUACAAUGAUCGUAAUGGAUGCUUUUGCUUUGCCAGUUGAAGGAACGGAAACCAGAGUUAAUGCACAAUCUCAAGCUUAUGAAUAUAUGACUGCUUAUAUAGAGUCGGCAAAAGAGGUUGGACGCUUAGAAAAUGCAAUUGGAUGGUAUCACAGCCAUCCUGGAUAUGGAUGCUGGUUAUCUGGCAUCGAUGUUUCAACACAAAUGUUAAACCAAAACUUUCAAGAGCCUUUCGUUGCUAUUGUUGUAGAUCCCGUUCGUACAGUUUCAUCAGGUAAAGUUUGUUUAGGUGCUUUUAGAACUUACCCAAAAGGUUUUAAGCCUCCAAAUGAAGAACCAUCAGAAUAUCAAACUAUUCCUCUUAACAAAAUUGAAGAUUUCGGAGUCCAUUGCAAACAAUAUUACUCUCUUGAAGUUAGCUAUUUCAAGUCAUCUUUAGAUAGAAAACUAUUAGAUUCUUUGUGGAAUAAAUAUUGGAUUAAUACUCUUGGAAGUUCUGGUCUUUUGACAAAUACUGAUUAUACAACGGGACAAAUAUUUGAUUUGUCUGAAAAGUUAGAACAGAGUGAAACAAGUUUAGGUCGAGGUCCGUUUGUCGUAACAGGCGAUAUCAACGAGAAGCGAACAGAAGAUAAAUUAACUAAAGCAACAAGGGAUUGCAGCAAAACUUCAAUAGAAUUGAUUCACGGUUUGAUGGCACAAAUUGCAAAAGACAAGCUAUUUAAUAAAAUUGGUUCAGGAAAUUAAUAGUUGGAGUUUAUAAAAUUAAACUAAAAUAUGUAACAAACUGAAAUAAAUUUUUAAAUUAUAAGAUAA